Molecule: messenger RNA, 2538 nt
Organism: Penicillium nucicola
Lineage: Eukaryota; Fungi; Ascomycota; Eurotiomycetes; Eurotiales; Aspergillaceae
Exons: 1
Coding region: 1-2538 (845 amino acids)
Source: RefSeq, a predicted model, not a curated record
AUGGCAGCUCAUGGGGCAGCAACUCACCUUACAGCAGGUCCGAUGGCAAUCUCAGCACCGCUACCGGGUGAUGCAUUACGCGAGUAUGAGAAAAUUCUAACUAUCAGCGAUGAGAUAUUCUCGGGCUCCCAUCCCCGGCUCAAGGUGCCCCAGCACCUCGUGCGCAAACCCGCAUCGCGCAACGGUCAAAAUGCCCCUGUCCGGCCUCAGUUGCCCAAACCAGCACCGCCGAGGUCUAUCGUGGAAAAGGUGCCUCCACUUGAGACCAAUCAACCUUACAAUAGCUCGCACACUACCCCGGCUGCUCUAUCUGCAGCACCACCGUCUGCUCGUUUGGCUUCAAAGCCUACUUCUGAGAUUGAUCCAAUCUUUUUGACCAAGUCCGAUGACUUGGUUCGAGCAGAACUCCAAUUACAAAGACAAAGAGUGGAGAGACAACUGCGUGAUCAAGUGGAAUUGAGGAGGAUGGAGACCAAGCAGAAAACUGCGGUCCAGGAUACAAAGCCUGAAUUUGACGUCUCGGAGGUUUUCAAACAGGCACUUGAGGUGGUGAAACCUGUCUCGCUGUGUGAUUCGUCAGAGGCCAGUGGCCCUGAUGGUCAGGCAAGCGACUUUGACAACAACUCAUAUUACUCCAGUAGAGCUCCUGAUUCGCCUUUGCAGGCUGGAGGGCAGCAAAAAUCUUCCCCUGUGGCUAUUGUUCCACCUGCAGGCCCUGCUCAGCAUGGCCCAGUAGCCCAUUAUCCAGAUGAGUUGCAGCGACUCGAAGCUCUGAACCAACCUGGAUCUGAUCAGGAAAUGCAAGAUGCUUACCAUGUUGCUGACCAGCGUCCCAUGUAUACUCAGACUCAGUCCCGCCACCAGAAAGCAGAGGAUCCCAACCCAUACCGCGAGUCACCGCAGAUUGAGGCCGCAGAUGACUCCGAGUACUCCCCGCCUGCUCCCGCGGCGCCCUUGUCCGAAGCUCACGACUACCCUCGUGAGAUAGAAAGUGGAAGACAACUCAAACCAGAUGUUAGAUACAUCGAGCUACCUCGUGGCCCCCGCAAACCUCCUUCCCCUGCGAACGUGAGGGUGGUUCAGAAUCACAUCACAUCACCGGCAGCUCCCCGGCCAUCUCGCGUCUCUCCUCUUGCUACGGCCAAGGUCCCUCCUGUACAGCACCUCCGCGAUGAAAGAAUCGAACAUGCUUCCGAACAAGUGUACUCCGAUCCUGAUUCUGCUCGGGGCAGUCCAGCAAAUGCCCCAACCCCGGUUAUCAUGUCUCGCAAGCGGCGCAGACUCCGUGAAGGUGGUGCAGAACCCCGCCAUGCUUCUCAGAGGACAAGAAAUGCAGAGCCCGUGGAGACAUACAUCAAAGAGGAACCUGUCUCACCGCCACCUUUUGCAGACGAUCUUACCACUAGUCGUAACCGACACGCUCAAGAUCGCCCCAUUUACAUUGAUGUGGCUUCUCCCCAAUAUGCUCCCGUGUAUGAAAAUCGAGGUCCACCAAUUCGAGAACCGGUGUACGAAAUUGAUCCGUACCACGAGUUUCCAUCAGACUCAGGUCCUCCACGCACAAUCUCUCGACUUAGUACCCGACGGCCAAUUCGAGAGGAUGCAGAUCUUCGACGGGUCGCCAGUUUGCAAUAUGCCCGGCAAUCAGACUAUCCUCGUGAGUAUAUGGAGGCCCCGCCACGUCCAAUGCGGGCAACAUCGUAUGUUGUGGAGCGCCCGGUGCAGGAGCGACCCAGGUAUUACGAAGAAACCCCUUCUUACCCCCAGCACCGUUACAUCCACGUGGAUGAUAUGCCACCACCAACCUAUCGGGAGCCUUAUUACGAGGAAGCACCACCACCACCACCACCACGGAUCAUGGCGCCUCAACGUCGGAUCGUGUACGAUGAACAUGGGAACCAAUACUACGAGGUUCUCCCGGCACCAAGAUACCAGCCAAUGGCUCCCCCACCACGACCCAUCUCUCAGAUGUCCAAGACCAAUGUCUAUGAUGACCAAACUCCGCACCAUAAUGCCAGUGUUCGCGCGCCCUCGGUUGUCCAAGACCCAUACGUUGAACGCCGCUAUGUACAGGAGAUGCCCCCACCCCAACCAAUCUACAGACGAGUUGCAACAGACUAUGGUCGUCCCGUAUCUCGCGCUCACGAAAGACAACCCUAUGCAACUCCCUUGGAAGGCCACGAGCCUUACUCACGCAGCGGCAGUGUUCAAGUAGAAUAUAUUCCCCCUCGCCACCCAGCUUACCUCGAUGAGCGCGGCAUUCCCCAAGAGAGAGUGAUUCGAACAACCAGUGUUUAUCCUCCCCAGCCUCGAUAUGAGGAGCCGCAUGAAGUUGUCCAGCGGGUUGGCAGUAUGCGUCCAUCUCUACCGGGUCGUGAAGUCAGUGUUUUGAUGGAAGACAGACCGGUGGGAGAGUACGUCGAGAGACCAUACUACAUCAGAGACAGACGCUAUUAUGACGCUGAAGGUGAAGAGGGAGAUCGCAUUGCAUUGGAUGGCGCAAAUGAUACGGUCCAGCGAGUUCGGCAUUACCAGUAG